This is a messenger RNA of Acanthamoeba castellanii str. Neff, 672 nucleotides long. Its product is annotated as RAB8D, putative. Gene Ontology annotation, molecular function: GTPase activity; GTP binding. Lineage: Eukaryota; Discosea; Longamoebia; Acanthamoebidae. The transcript is spliced from 7 exons. The coding region runs from base 1 to 672 and encodes 223 amino acids. The record is from RefSeq and is a predicted model, not a curated record.
AUGCAAGGACCCCCACCAGCAGGCCAGCACCAGCCCAAGCUGCUCCUGAUCGGAGACUCAGGUGUGGGCAAGACUUGCCUCAUCAUGCGAUUUGCUGAUGACAACUUCAGCGCUUCGUUCACCUCUACCAUCGGAACUGCCACCAGGAUCGAUUUCAAGCUCAAGUCAAUGAAGAUAGACGGACAAGAACUGCGGCUGCAAAUAUGGGACACGGCAGGACAAGCCUACUACAGGGGAGCACACGGCGUGAUGCUCGUGUUUGACCUCACAUCAGCGCAGUCCUUUACAAGCGUGCGAAGUUGGAUGCGAAACAUCACUGAGUACGCAGGCAAAGAUAUCCUCAAGGUGCUGGUGGGCAACAAAUGCGACCUUGCCGAGAAGCGGGCGGUGCCGGCAGACAAGUGCGAGGCUCUAGCCAAGGAGUACGACAUUCCAUACUUCGAGGUCAGCGCCAAAGCAGGCACCAAUGUGGAGGAAGCGUUUGUGAACAUUGCGACGCGCAUCAAGCGGGAGGUGAUCGACGCCCUGCCGGCCUCAGAAGAGCCGGUCUCGGUGGACAAGCCCGUGGGGAGCUCCAAAGACUGGAACAGGGCCAUACGCAUGCGAGGCGGCUCGGCCACCACCGACGGCAGCUCCUCCGGCAAAGCGACCACGUCCUGCUGCGGCUCCUGA